Molecule: messenger RNA, 7334 nt
Organism: Oncorhynchus keta (chum salmon)
Lineage: Eukaryota; Metazoa; Chordata; Actinopteri; Salmoniformes; Salmonidae
Product: GTPase-activating Rap/Ran-GAP domain-like protein 3
Exons: 31
Coding region: 529-3699 (1056 amino acids)
Biological process (GO): regulation of small GTPase mediated signal transduction; activation of GTPase activity
Cellular component (GO): cytoplasm
Molecular function (GO): GTPase activator activity
Source: RefSeq, a predicted model, not a curated record
AGUUCGCUUCUGCUGCAGUGUUCGUGAUCAAAUAAAACGCGUUGCGGCGGUGCUUCGUAAUAUAGGACUGCUCAGGUACUUCGUUCAACCGUCAAGGGAGUGGUGUAGAAUCAACAGCCAGAGUAUAGCGCUCUAGUGACCGACGGGGGACUCGACUUCAAACUGUUUUCCCGGGACUCGAAUCUAUUCAGGGUUACCAAUUGAGUCACGGUAACUCGCUCUUGAACCGAGAGACCAACGGUAUCUCAUUUAUAUCGUAUGGAGUUCAGGCGAGGAGCAACCCACUAACCAUGCUGCACUCAUAAGCUUUUGGCGCCGUCUUUGUUUGCAGAGGAAAGUCUGCAGCUCACUUUCCUUUUUCCAGCGGAGGCGAGAUUCGUAUUUUAUUUUAUUUUUUUGGCAGCCUUUCUUCUGCCUCUCUCUCCUUCCUUUCCCCCGACCGGCUCGCUCCCGUCGCCAACCAACUGACUGGAAGAAAGAAGCAUCUUUGUUUUUACGGAGUAUACACUUGCCUGCUCGAUCAGCACCAUGAAUUCGGAUAUAAAUGUGUACCUCGGCCGGGAUAAAACGGGCAUCAUGCGGAAGAGAGCCCUGCUUCUCCGGAAAGGGUGUAGUUUUGAGAUUAGUUCGAGCUCUGCCUCGGAGGACUUGGGCUGCAGGCGUGGAGACUUCAGCCGAAAACACUAUGGCUCUGUCGAGCUGCUGAUCUCCAGUGAUGCAGAUGGAGCCAUACAGAGAGCGGGCCGCUUUCGAGUGGAGAAUGGCUCAUCAGAUGAGCCAAUGGACUACACCCCGGGAAUCUGGAGAAGAACCGAUGUCCAUUUGGAGAACCCAGAAUACCACACCAGAUGGUUCUUCAAAUACUUCCUGGGAAAAGUCCACCAGAAUUACAUUGGUACGGAUGCAGACAAGAACCCCUUCUACCUGUCUGUGGUUCUGUCUGACCAGAACAAUCAACGGGUCCCUCAGUAUAGAGCCAUCCUCUGGAGGAAGACAGGAACUCUGAAGAUCAGUCUGCCAUACAGCCCCACUAAAACACUAUCAGUCAAGUCCAUCUUAAGUGCGAUGAACCUGGACAGGUUUGAGAAGGGCCCGAGGGAGAUUCUCAACCCAGAGAUACAGAAGGACCUACUGGUGUUGGAGGAGCAAGAGGGUUCUGUUAACUUUAAGUUCGGUGUCCUGUAUGCCAAAGAUGGACAGCUCACAGAUGAUGAGAUGUUUAGCAACGAAACAGGAAGUGAGAGCUUCGUUAGGUUCAUCAACCUGCUAGGGGACACAAUCUCUCUGCAGGGCUGGGCGGGUUACCGCGGUGGACUGGAUACCAAAAAUGACACUACAGGAAUGAACUCCAUCUACACAGUGUAUCAGGGCCAUGAGCUGAUGUUCCACGUCUCCACCAUGCUACCCUAUUCCAAAGAGAACAAGCAGCAGGUGGAGAGGAAAAGACACAUUGGGAAUGACAUUGUCACCAUAGUGUUCCAGUUCCAGGAUGGGGAGGACACAUCUCCGUCAUUUAAACCCUCCAUGAUCAGAUCACAUUUCACACAUAUCUUUGCGUUAGUUCGAUACAACAGUCAAAACGACAGUUACAGAUUGAAGAUUUUCUCCGAGGAGAGUGUGCCACUGUUCGGACCGCCCCUCCCCUCACCACCAGUGUUUACAGACCACCAGGAAUUCAGGGACUUUUUGUUAGUCAAGCUAAUCAAUGGAGAAAAGGCCACCCUGGAGACGCCCACGUUUUCCCAGAAGCGCCAGCGGACUCUGGACAUGCUGAUCCGUUCCCUCUACCAGGACCUCAUCCCUGACCUCCACAAGGUUCCCUUCUCUCCCCAGAACAUGCUCAACAGACGCUCGUUCAGUGACGUGCUUCCAGAGUCGCCCAAGUCCGCCCGCAAGAAGGAGGAGGCACGACAGGCCGAGUUCGUCAGGAUAGGACAGGCACUAAAGCUCAAGACCAUCGUCAGAGGAGAUGCCCCCACCAGUCUGGUCACUACGGGCCUGUGUAGAAAAGAGCCUUGGGAGUCCCAGUCGUUCUGCAGUACGUUUUCCUAUGAGACAGUGUGUGCCGACUCCUGGGGUCAGUCUCUGUUGGUCGCCACGGAAGCAGCAGGGGUCAUGAUGAUAGAUGCUGUUGAUCCACUUCUUUCAAACCCAGACGCCCAGGUCCUGCCCCCAGUGCAGGUGUUUGAUAAGACCAUGGUGGUGAAGCAGAUGCAUGUUCUAGAGCCUCAGGAUCUCCUCAUCACCAGGACUGACAAAGGGAAGGAUGCGCGUCUCUAUGUGUUCAGACUGAGCAUGCUCAAGAGAGGCCUGGAGGAGAGGCAGCUGGUUCGCACCAAGUGUGACAGCCGAGAAAACAAACUGGAGAAGACUAAAGGGUGUCACCUGUACUCUAUCAACACCCACCACGGGUCAGAGUUGAGGAUCGUGGCAGCCAUCAGAAACAAGCUCCUCCUCAUCACCAGGAAACAGCCCCGCCCUGAUGGCAUGGGCAACCUCGCCGCCACAACCGACUCGCCCGUGGACCAGUUCCAAUACAUACGGGAAAUCUGUCUGUGUGAAACUCCGGUGGUGAUGGCUUUGGUGGACGGUCCUACAGGGGAGAAUGACAACAUGAUCUGUGUGGCCUACAAACACCAGUUUGACCUGAUCAACGAGAGCACCGGGGACGCGUACAGGCUACACCACGUAGACGCCAACCGGGUCAACUUUGUGGCAGCCAUCGACGUGUACGAGGAUGGGGAGGCUGGUCUUUUGUUGUGUUACAAUUACAUCUGCUCCUAUAAGAAGGUGUGUCCGUUCAACGGCUCCACCCCCAUGAUCCAGUCCAACGCGUCUGACUUCCACUUCAGCUGGAACCAGAUGCCCAAUGCCAUCGUGUGUGCAUUCCCCUACAUCCUGGCUUUUACCACUGACUCCAUUGAGAUCCGGCUGGUUGUCAACGGUAACCUGGUCUAUACAGCUGUGGUACCAGAGCUGCAGCUGACUGCCUCGAGGUCGGACAUCUACUUUGUGUCGUCCGCCCCGGUCAACUCGGCUUCCAACUGCAGCUCCCGGGACACCAGUUCCCAGAGUUCGCCACAGACGCCCACCGGCUACGAGAUGCCCGUGUUCCCCUCACCGCUUGGAGACGAUUCUAUACGGAUCCCCUAUGGUACCAAGCUUUCCCUGUACAUGUCUAAGGAUGCCGAAGGUGAGACACAGUGUAAGCAUAUCUUCAAGAUCCCCCUGAGUAACCUGGUGGGCCGCAGCAUCGAGAGGCCCCUCAAGUCCCCGCUGGUCAACAAGGUGGUGACGGGCUUGACAGCACAGGUCCCUAGCAUGUGUGUGGCCCCCGCGGGGCCCCUCAUGCAGGGGGCUUCGCACACCCUGUCACUGUCCCGCAUGGAGAUCAAAGAGAUUGCCAGCCGCACCCGCAAAGAGCUGCUCGGCCUAACCGAGGAGCCGGGCGGUAAGUCCGGCACUGUCAAACAGAGGAAGAUGAGCAAGAAGACCACUGAGGAAGAGCCAAAGGCACGAGCACUGACCUCCACUAGCAGUGACAGGAUGGGCUCAAAGUCGGGCAACGCGGACUCAGACGUCCAACGGCACUGCUCGUUCAGCUCGGACGAUGCGGCGCUUCCAGAGGAGAGCCCGCCAUUGGCCAGCGCCUUCAAUCUCUCCACAUCCUUCGAUGAUGAUGUCCUGGACCUAAAGUGAAGACAAUCCCAUCAUGCACUUCUCCCCCUCAUCCCCCUCUCUUUUCUCCUCCUUCGGUCAUUUUGUUUUGGUUGGGUUUCUUGUUUUUGUUUUGUUAUCUCCUUUGUCUGGGUCUUCAUCCUCAGACAUGGUGGGUAAAGGAGGAGUAAUUGUGUAAAGUUGUGUGUGCGUGUUUCAUAAGCAGUCGGUCCCCGCAGUCAGUAUGUGUGUAUGUGUGUUGCACUGCAGCGAGUACCCCAAAGAAAACGAGGUCAUUUGAGGUGGAUUGUUCAGAGUACAGGUGUCAUUAUGCGGCGAAAGGUUUCAUCUAUAAACGAAAACUGAAUGUAAAUCUACACACCAAGGCACAACAAAAAAAACGUUUUGAAACAGCACCCUCGCGAAGUGGCUUAUCUUUUAUUGUAUAUUAUUUCCAAUUACACUUUCAAAUAUAGUAUAAUAUAUGCAUAUUUAUGUGUACAUCUAUUUAUACAUUAAGAUGCAUACACAUUGACAGACAUGAAUACCUUUAUAGAUACAUUAUAAUAGACAUUUUAUUCACAUAUUUAGUAAAUGUACGAUGUUUUAUGCUCUCCAUGUCUGUCAGUCUUGUUCCUUCCCAACUCUGUGUGCAGGUAUACAGGACUGGACUAGAGGCAGAGUUUCCCACAAGUGCCACAUCCCUACAUCCUCCACUAAACUACAACUCCCAUCAGCCACCAGUCACCUCUCCUCUAAUUGGCUGGUCUCUGACAGUAGCAGUCAUAAUCAUGUAUCCCUCUGUAGAUAACACCCACAGUGACUCUGUGAGCUAGGUUUUAAUACGCAUAUAGUCAAACACACCCACACCUCUAGGGCCUCUAAAAGCACCUACUGUCCUGUCUCUGGCUAUCCCUGAGAAUCCAUUCACAGAAUAUACUCUCCUAUACACAGAUCGCAACCUUCCCAGACAGUUAGUUUACUGUGGCCCAACACAGUUUAGUCAGGGGCCAAUUGGCCUGUUAGCGCAUCGCCUUUACAGUGGGCCUUUACAGUCUGUCCAGUAUUGGGCCGCUAGUGGCAUCGGCUGCCAACAGGACACCCUCAGCUUAUGUGCUUUAUCGUGGUAUGCAGACUCUUAGCCACCAGUUGUUCACUUGUUAGUUGGGUUGGAGAAUUGAUCAAGUGGCCAACUACUUCCAUUUAGGAGUGAUGUAAUGAGGUAACGUAGUCAGUCAUAGGGCACAUCCCAAAUAGCACCCUAUUCCCUAUUUAGUGCACUAAUUUAACCAAGGCCCGUAGAGCUCUGGGUAAAAGUACAGUGCACUAUAUAGGGAAGAGGCCGCUAUUUGGGAUGCAGGCAGUGGAUGAGAGACCAGACAGAUGGUAGGUACUGUAGCCUACCUCAGAGUCCUUAUAGGAUCUAUUUGGUAGAAGGAAUUAUCUCCUCUCCAGCUGUUCACUAGGAGCAAGGCAUAACUCACCAAGUGCAAUGGAACAUUACAUGAAACACGAGUUAUGAUGCAUGUAGAGCGAGUCGGCUGAAACAGCACAGAGGAAGCCAUAACACUUAACCUCCUCUGGUACCAGAGAUAUAGUAACCAAGCCCAAUGAUUAGGGUGAUAUCAGCCUAUCAGUACACAGGUCAGCGGUCAGGCAUCAAUCAACCAAUCAAAUGUAUUUAUAAAGCCCUUUUUACAUCAGCAGAUGUCAUAAAGUGCUAUACAGAAACCCAGCCUAAAACCCCAAACAGCAAGCAAUGCCGAAGCACGAUGGCUAGGAAAAACUCCCUAGAAAAGCAGGAACCUAGGAAGAAGCCUAGAGAGGAACUCUGAGGAGUGGCCAGUCCUCUUCUGGCUGUGCCGGGUGGAGAUUCUAAGAGUACAUGGAAAUUUAAGGCCAGAUUGUUAGUCAAGAUGUUCAAACGUUCAUAGAUGACCAGCAAGAUCAAAUAAUAAUCAGUGGUUGUGGAGGGGGCAACAGGUCAGUACCUCAGGAGUAAAUGUCAGUUGGCUUUUCAGAGCCGAGCAUUCGGAGGUCGAGACUGUAGGUGCAGUAGAGAGAGAGAGAGUCGAAAACAACAGGUCCGGGACGAGGUAGCACGUGGAAGAUCUCCACCGCAGGAGCCCGAGGGGGUACAAAACCGGACAGGAAGAUCACGUCUGUGACUCAACCCACUCAAGUGUCUCAUAUCUAGAGAACCAUGGGAAAUGUAGGGUCAACACUAUCUAGCGUACUUGAGUCAGUCUCACGGUCUCGUGAUGAGGUAGCCCUGCCUGUGACUUCAAAAUCAAUGUCACUCUCGGCCCUAGAGGGAAUUUCCUAUUGGGGUAACGGGCUAAUGUUUAGGACAUUGCUUUCUCCCAUGGAAGACCAGGUUCAGAUCCCACCCUGACAUACCGGAGGAUAUUGUCUUGGCAGUGUCUUAUGCUGCAUCAUCCUGAGUAGUGUUAGGGAUGAGACAUUGGCUAAAGUACCAUUUUGGCCAUGCUGUUAUUACUACUCUACAGGUCAAGGUGAUAUUGCUGAGAAGGGAAAGUUAUUGGCUAAAGCAUGUGCAUCUGUUCGGCUACGCGGAGAGCCCUCUGGGUGGUCGGCUUGCGACAUGGCUGUGCAUCCGUUCGGCUACGCGGAGAGCCCUCUGGGUGGUCGGCUUGCGACAUGGCUGUGCAUCCGUUCGGCUACGCGGAGAGCCCUCUGGGUGGUCGGCUUGCGACAUGGCACCCCUCUUCUGAUCUUGCAUGAGCCCCCCGCUACGUUUUAUCUCUCUCCCUCUCUCAUUCUCUUCUGUUACUCUCUGUAAUUGCCUGUCUCAAUGUGGCCUCCUUCAACACUAUUACUCAAAACUGGAGGGAUGAAAAAAGGGAAUAAAUAGGAGUACUAUUAUUGCAAUGGAAUUGUACUUGUUUAUUAUGCUGGUUCUUACCAUGAGUGUAGGUGAAUGGGGGUGGGAUGUCUGGUGGUUUGAAGGUUUAUAAUACAGCUUCUAUCACUUUGAUCUUUGUCCCUGUUUCUCUCCUUUGUUUCCUUUGGCCCUGUUACGUUCACACCGUCCCGACUCCUUGAUGUUUUCACAGUGGUUUUUGUAUCUAAAUCAAUAUUAACUGUUUAGGCUGUUGCUCAACCUCUCUGAUGUAUAUGAAAACGGAAGAAGAAAAACAAAACACCAAGUGUCUUAAAAAUAAUGUAUCGCCAUCGUUUUUAAUGCCAAGUACUACUUGUAAAUGUGUGUGUUUCAAAUGUGGCCUCAAAUGAAACUGAACUAUUAUUAUUAUUUGAAAAAUUGUUUCAAUUAUUUGAACAAGUGCUGUAGACCACUGCUGUGAAAGUAGUAAAUUCUGCUCAUUGAUAUGUAAUAAAUAUUUAUGAAAUUUGAAAACAUUUUGUUUGUAGUCUUCCUAAUAAUGGAAUAGUUAUUUUUGGCGCUGUAAUAUAAGAAAUGGCUGGAAACCUGAUAUGUACCACACUCUGUAAGGAUCUACCUGCUUCAACAUUGUAGCUGUUUCCUGGAGUCAAAUGGCCAGAUUUCCCCUUUAGUGGCCUCAUGGGUGGAAUGUUAAUAUUUUUCAUAAUUAAUAUAAACUUGCAGAGAAUCUGGUGUUUCUAUGUCAAAUGGUUUUGUUAUAUUUCAGUCGUCUGUGAUUUAUAUAAAGUGUAAUAUUGGGAUGAAACUCUGA